AUGAAUGAGUUCUCCUUAGCAAGCAGUACCUUCGACAUGUCUUAUGCUCUGUGGCUAAUUUUAUUCGUUUACAAUGGAAAUGAUCCCGAUUAUUGUCACAAUCCACCAGGUAACAUAUUUCAUUUAAAAUUUAAUUCCGAAGUGUUGGUCCUUUGCGGUACGGAAAAUAUUUUACGAGAGUGGUAUUCCAUCAACUCGAAUCAAACACAGAUCGAUGAUUUAGCAACUUGGAGUUUAGAGAAAGGAAUCACUAAAAUAGUUUCAGGUUCUCUUUACCAGAGAAGAUGUGAUUUACAGGGUUUGACCAUGAAAGCCGUUUUAGUUAAGAAUUCACAGUUCCUUUACAAAAACGCAUUUGGCGAAUUAGACGGUAUAUUAAGUAGAAUGUUGAGAGCAAUUUGUAUUGCAGCGAAUUUUAGUAUUAAAAUUGUGUCGGAAGUAGAUCUGUAUGGAAGAUGGAACUCGGAAAGAAAUACUUGGACCGGUGCAAUUGGUGAAUUAUAUACUGGACAUGUUGACAUUGGCUUACCGGUUUUUGCUUUGACAAAAAACAGAUUGACUGCAGUGGACUUCUCGUUUCCUCUUCUCACCAGUAAAACCUAUCUUUACAUACAGGAACCAGGAUUAUUCGAGAUUAAAUGGUCAUCUUAUUUUCUAACUUUUUCUCGAUUGAUCUGGAUCGCUAUAUUUGGAAUAUUAAUUACUGCAUCGAUUUUAUUGAUUUUUCUCAAAAUGAAGAAUAAAUACGUUCGUAACACGGGACAAUUAUUAUCCGACAAUCUUCUAGAGAUUUGGGGUAUAUUGUGUCAACAGGGAUUGGCAGAUAUUCCAGAUAGAUUUUCAUUAAGAAUAGCGUACUUUUCUAUAUUCCUUUUGGCUGUGAUCAUAUCGGCUGCAUAUUCUGCAUCAAUGACGAGCAUUUUAACAGCCGGUAUCCAAAAAUUACCCUUUCAAUCGUUAGAAACUUUCGUUGAAGAUGGUACUUAUCAACUUAUCGUCAUUCGUGAUACUGCUGAAUAUGAUGUAUUUGUCAAUUCGGAUGAUCCGCUUGAAAAGGAAUUGAUGAAAUUCAUGUUGGACGAGGAAAAAUUGCCAAUAACUAUAUACGAAGGAUUUAUGAAUAUUUGUAAAAAUCAUAAACUAGCGAUCUAUACAUCCAGUCGAAUAGAAGAUAUUCUAAUUGAAAAAAUACCAUGUGAAAUUGUUUCUAUUGACACAGGACGUAUAGAAGCACUUGGUAUAAUUUUAUCGAAGCAGAAUCCAUUCACCGACAUCAUUAAUAGUCAUUUAAAGGAAUAUAUCAACAAUGGAAUGAAUAAUCGUAUAAGAGAUAUCGUAUCUGAACAGGAAUCCAAUGAUAAAAUCAAGCAUCAACCAGUUUACAUAACCAGCAGCAAGAGAUAUUCUGAUAUUACUAGUAUGUUAAAUAUUUUAUGA
This is a messenger RNA of Vespula vulgaris, 1437 nucleotides long. Its product is annotated as glutamate receptor ionotropic, delta-1-like. The coding region runs from base 1 to 1437 and encodes 478 amino acids. The transcript is spliced from 8 exons. Gene Ontology annotation, cellular component: membrane. Gene Ontology annotation, molecular function: glutamate-gated receptor activity. Lineage: Eukaryota; Metazoa; Arthropoda; Insecta; Hymenoptera; Vespidae. The record is from RefSeq and is a predicted model, not a curated record.